CCAUCUCUGAGCCACAUGUUCCUGCCACUGGACGAGCGGGAGAUCCAUCAUGAGUUCCAGUGCCGUACCUUUCACUCACUGAGCUCUGCACGAGAAAAGCUCAAAAGCUGCAGCUUUAGAAAGACUUUACCCGGGGACAUGAGUGUACGCCUCACACAGGGGGCCAUUCAGGCCCUGGCCAGUGGCAUACAGCUCGACAACUCUGUGUUGCAGCUGCUGAAAAUUGGUCAGGUCAAGAAUUCCUCUCCACCCCGGUUCCGGCUCUCGAUGAGUGACGGUCAGCACUCGAUGACUUCGUUCCUGCUGGCCACACAGAUGAACUAUCUGCAGGAAGAGAAUCUGCUUGAGCCUCACUGUGUGUGCCUAAUCAAGAAGACCACUAUCAACACAUUGUCAGAUGGCAGGAAUGUUGUGUGCGUGCUGGACAUGGACGUGUUGCAUUCUGCAGAGGAAACUGGAAUGCAGAUUGGAAAUCCCACUCCGUAUGGUACAGCUGGUAGGACGUCUGACUCUGCCCCGGAUAGCACCUUUGUCCCGGCGUCCCCUCUUCCUGCUGCAGUACCGGGACCCUCCUACAGGAGCGACAGCAGUCUUUCUCCUCCCCGAGGCAGUGGGAGAGGUUUUCUGGGAAAGUCACCAAUGAAGGCUUCGUCAAUGCAAGCUUCACCUUCCAAGUUUUCACCAAUGAAGGCUUCACCAAUGCAAACUUCACCUUCCAAGUUUUCACCAAUGAAUGCGUCGCCUGCACAAGCUUCACCUUUCAAGUUUUCACCAAUGAAUGCUUCGCCUGCACAAGCUUCACCUUCCAAGUUUUCACCAAUGAAGGCUUCACCAAUGCAAACUUCACCUUCCAAGUUUUCACCCAUGAAAGCUUCGCCUGCACAAGCUUCACCUUCCAAGUUUUCACCAAUGAAGGCCUCACCGUCGAAGUAUUCACCCAUGAAAGCCGCCAGCGGUUCUCCAGGUUCUACAACAAAAGUAUUUCCUAUUGCCGAUCUCAACCCUUACAUAAGCAAGUGGACUAUCAGAGCACGAGUCACCAACAAGUCCAACAUCCGCACCUGGAGUAACUCGAAAGGAGAGGGCAAGCUUUUCUCCUUCGAGAUGGUGGAUGAGAGUGGAGAAAUUAGGAUCACAGCCUUCAACAAGGAAGUGGACAAGUUUUUCUCUCUAGUGGAGCAAGGCAAGGUGUAUUACAUCACCAAAGGAACGCUGAAGGUGGCCAACAAGCAGUACACCAAACUGAAGAACGACUACGAGAUUACGCUCCACUCUCACUCGUCCAUCGUGCCGUGUGAGGACAGUCAGGGUGUCCCUGCCGUGCUCUGUGAGUUUGUGCCCAUUGCAGAGCUGGAGAACAGAGACAAGGACGACAUCAUUGAUGUGAUUGGAGUAUGCAAGAGUGCGGAGGAUGUAUCACGUAUCACCACUAAGACCAGCAGAGAAGUCUCCAAGAGGGCCCUCAACCUAAUAGACACGACUGGCAAAGUGGUGACAGUCACACUGUGGGGAGAGGAGGCAGAGAAGUUUGACGGCUCUGGGGAGCCUGUGGUCGCCAUCAAAGGAGCGCGCUUGUCUGAUUUCGGGGGCAUAUCUCUCUCUGCUUUGUUUAGUUCAACAGUCAUGGUCAACCCAGACUUACCGGAGGCUUUCAGUCUGCGGGCCUGGUACGACCAGGGAGGCUUUGCAACCAACAGCCAAUCCCUGACAGAGACAAGGUCAGCAGGCAGCGGGUCGAGGACGAACUGGAAAACCCUGAGCGAAGUUAAGGAGGAAGACUUGGGACAUGGAGAGAAGGCGGAUUAUUUCAGCUGCGUAGCAACCGUAGUGUACACCCGUAAGGAGAAUUGUCUGUACCGGGCCUGUCCGUCUGCGGACUGCAACAAGAAGGUCAUCGAACAGGAGAACGGACUGUACCGCUGUGAGAAGUGUAACAGAGAGUUCCCUAACUUCAAAUACAGACUCCUACUUUCUGCCAACUUGGCAGACUACGGGGAUAACCAGUGGGUGACAUGCUUCCAGGAGACAGCUGAGGUCCUGCUGGGUCACAGUGUAGAAACACUGGGACAGCUCAGAGACGCAGACGACGCUGCAUUUGAUGAAGUCUUUCAGAAAAUCAACUUCACAACUCACAUUUUUAGAAACAAAAUCAAGCUGGAGAUGUACAACGACGAGAGUCGAGUGAAGGUGACUGUGAUGGAGGUCCAGUCUCUGGACCACCGGGAAUACAGCCGGAGACUCCUCAGCAACAUCCACAAACUGGCCAGCUGUACGUGGUCCCAGCCGUCCGGACGCCAGCCCAGCGAUUAAAACGUGUCGUGCACUGGUCUCUGACUGGUGUCUGACUCUUCCUCUGCAGCAGAUAACAGCAUAUCUCAGUGAGGCAGCAGAGCGCGGCCUGUGAUUCAUCCGAUUAAAUGGCAGCCAAACAAAAGACUGAUAUUUAGUUGUUCAUUUCCGUUAUUGGGCCGUUUGUGAAGCACUGCAGAGGUGACAGAAAUGACUUUUAGCUUUUAAUUUGAUGACAUUUUAACAAAGAGCUGUGACUGUUUGAUCACACACAGCUGUGUUUUACGUUCAUAUUGUACCAUGCAUGCUUGGAUCACGUCGCUUUCUCUUGUUUUUAUACAAAUGAUUCAUCCC
Molecule: messenger RNA, 2643 nt
Organism: Centropristis striata (black sea bass)
Lineage: Eukaryota; Metazoa; Chordata; Actinopteri; Perciformes; Serranidae
Product: replication protein A 70 kDa DNA-binding subunit-like
Exons: 18
Coding region: 16-2310 (764 amino acids)
Biological process (GO): telomere maintenance via telomerase; nucleotide-excision repair; meiotic cell cycle
Cellular component (GO): DNA replication factor A complex; nucleus
Molecular function (GO): damaged DNA binding; single-stranded telomeric DNA binding
Source: RefSeq, a predicted model, not a curated record